GAUCACUGUGGAUAGAGAUCAGUCUUUAGGAGCAGGAGUGAGUGUGUGUGUGAGUGUGUGUGUGUGGCUGGCGGGAGGCUGAACUGCAGAGGAGAUGCUGCUGAAUGCCCCUGAAUUCCUCUAAUGAAGCUGCUGUAGAUGCUGCUGAUGCUGAGGCUGCGCUGUGUAUGAAUGUGUGUGUGUUGAGUAUGAAAGAGAGAGAGAGAGAAAGAGAGAGAGAGAGAGAGAGAGAGAGAGAGAGUGUGUGAGUGACUGAGGGGUUGAUAUAGAGGACUGUACCUCGUCCCGACUGCUGCUGCUGCUGCUGAAAUAUUAACUCUGGAUCUGAGGGCGCAGCUCCAUGCUGCUGCUUCAGGAGUGGAAAGAGUCCAGCAGGCGGUCAGGCUGAGCCGCCCCAGAGGACCAGCCUGACCUGACUGCUGCUGUUUCACUGGAGCUGCAGCCAGAGCCGGAGGUCCGCCGUCGGAUGGAGGUCACCGGAGCGGACCCCCGGACCCUGGAGGAGGGCUCGGAGGGAGAGGGGACACCCGAGAGCCUGAAGAAUGAGGACGGGGUGCUGCAGUACUCUGGAGAGUGCGAUCAGUAUGGGGAGAAGAUGCCCUUCCACCAUGUGACGGCAGGGCUGCUCUAUAAGGGGAACUACCUGAGUCGCUCUUUAUCAGAGCGCAGCGACAGUGACCAGCUCGCUAACAUCUCAGUGGAGGAACUGGAUGAAAUCCGCGAGGCCUUCAGGGUUCUGGAUCGAGAUGGAAACGGCUUCAUCUCCAAGCAGGAGCUUGGCAUGGCCAUGCGCUCCCUAGGGUACAUGCCCAGCGAAGUGGAGUUAGCCAUCAUCAUGCAGAGACUGGACAUGGACGGAGAUGGACAAGUAGAUUUUGACGAGUUUAUGACGAUACUGGGCCCCAAGCUUCUGUCUUCCGACACACGGGAAGGCUUCCUCGGACAGACGAUAGAUAGCAUAUUCUGGCAGUUUGAUAUGCAGCGAAUAACGCUGGAGGAGCUCAAGCACAUCCUGUUCCACGCCUUCCGGGAUCAUCUCACGAUGAAGGACAUCGAAAACAUCAUCAUCAACGAGGAGGAGAGCCUGAAUGAGAAUUCGGGGAACUGCCAGACAGAGUUCGAGGGAGUCCACCCCAAAAAGAAGAACCGGCAGACGUGCGUGCGGAAGAGCCUGAUCUGUGCUUUCGCCAUGGCCUUCAUCAUCAGCGUCAUGCUCAUCGCGGCCAAUCAGAUGCUGCGUAACGGCAUGGAGUAGCGGCACCACUGUGAGCAGGGCGGGGGCGGAGCCUGCAUGUGCAUGUCCGUCUGUGACGUCAUUUCCUUUUGCCUAAAAAAAACAAUAACGAACGACUUGAACCUGCGAAAACUCUCUCUAUCAAAGGAAACCAAACACCUCGCUGAACGAACAGAGGAGAGUUCCUUUCUUCCCCUUCUUUCCACAGUGUUUCUUUUACUUUCCUUUUCUUUUCUCUGUUGUUGUCUCAAGUGACAGCCAGCAGGGGGCAGUGCUUUGCCGAGCCCCCUUCACCACACUGGCAGGGACUUUAAAGGGCUGACUUUUGCUUUUCGAUUCUUCGCCGCCUCCCCACAACAUCCCCCCCCCCCAUGCCACCAACCUCUGUUCCCUUAAUGCAAUAACAUACUGGAGCCUGCAAGCACCUCUCCAACCUGUCCAAUCCACGGCUCCGAUUUUCAGCAGGGAUCCGCUGAUGAGCUGCUAUUAGCGAGAGUUAUGGAUGUUCGUUUCACACUUAGCAGAGAGGAGCUGCGACGUCUGCCCAAAUAGCCUUUUAAUGCUUUAUUUUUGGUUAUUUAUUUUUUUUGGACGUUGAGGGAAGAGAUGAGAUACACUUGUUUUGUUAGAUAAUCACUUCUCAUCACUUCUGUUCUUCACUUCUGUUUGGGGGAGCCUUGACCCGCAACGGAAGAUGAUUCGCUUGCAUAGCAUUACACCAUGUUCCAAGUUAUUAUGCAAGUGAUAUUUUUCAGUCAGUAUAUUUCUAUAUCAUGACCCCAUAAGUAUAAAUCCAGUUUUAUUGAACAAACCUUCCAAUGAUAAGAGUAAUACAAAUAAAUAAUAAAAAUAAAAACUCAAAAUGCACUGUUCCAUAUUAUUAAACAGGCCACAGGUUCCAAAAUCUCUGCUGCUGAAAAGCAUGAAAUGAUGCAGUACCGUGGACAAGGAAUGAAAGCAUUGGAUAUUUCACAAAAAACUGAAGUGUGAUCAUCAUACUGUGAAGAGAUUUGUGACUAAUUCAGAGCACAGACGGGUUUGUACAGAUGAAGGUAAAAUUAGCAAGGUUUCUGCCAGACAAAUUCAUUGAAUUAAGAGAGCAGCACAGUUAGUUGAAGCUACUUGUCACUCUGGAGUCUCGCAAACCUCAAGGUGUAGGAUCCUCCACCCCUAAACAGAGCUCACAAGCAGAAACGGUUGCAGUGGAGCCCAGACAUACAUGAAGACUAAUUUCCAAACAGUCUUGUUUACUGAUGAGUGUCAUACAACACUGGAUGGUCCGGAUGAAUGGAGUAGUGGAUGCCCAACUGUCCAAAAUCUCACAAGCUCAAUCGAUGCAAGAAUUGUGUAGGAGAUAUCAAAGAAGGGGUCCUUUUAUAUGUCACAUUUUAUAUGGCUUUAAAACCUAUGAAAUGUUUUGAAAAUGCAUUUGUUUAAUAAAAUUAGAUUUAUCCUUAAUGGGUCAUGGCUUGAAAUACUGAUUUUCAUUUGCCUCAACCAUUUAGGAAAAUCUGAGAAAAAUAUCCCUCGCAUAACAAAUUGGAACACGGUGUAUGUUGGCGGUAUCAAAACAUGGACUAGUUUGAGUGUUGGGUUCCCAAACAUUGGGUUUCUUAACCAUCAAGUCCUCUAAACUAGAGCUAAACUGACGGAUGCCAUGUUCUGUUCACCCUGAAUCCCAACACACCUGGAAUACUUUUUUUAGAACAUACUUGUGAAUACCUGGAACAGGUGUACUGGAAGUUUGGCUCGAGCUGGUUAUAUCUAAGGAUUGAGGUGACAGGCUCUGGGCUAAAUACUGUAAGCAUGAUGAACAUGAUGAAGCUCAGGACAUUCUACCCCUUAUGUAUUAUGAACUAUUUAUUGAUGAGGCAGGACAGGAGCAGAGCAGGCUUUUUGAUUUUUUUUUUUAUUAUACUGUAUUUACUAUGUGUAUGUGAUUAAGGCUAUGUUUACAUCACAGGUUUAUUUUCUUUAUUUAUGUAGAUUUACAAAUCUGAUUCUUUCAGUAAAUGUGAACUCGCUGGACAUCUUUGCAAUACCAGCAUGCAGUUCUCUACCAAGAACCAGUGCCCUUUUCCCUCUAUAAAAACCCUUUCCAAUGUGGAGGAGAUCUGUGCAAGUGCAGUAGCCAAAACUAGUAGAAAAAUCACAGGGACUAGAAUUGAACACUAAGGAACAGUUGUUUGUCUGUUCGCAUGGACAAUUUGAGCCAGAUUCUGCUGGUCACAAUCAUUACCAACCACAGUGCUGUCCAUCGUGGGUGGUAUUGCCUACUAUAAGUAUUCCUGGUACACACGUGACAUGACACUGUGGCUCAAUUCGUGUUAUAUAAAUACCUUCAUAAAUUCAGAAAGUACACAGGUGUGGGCGUUCCCAAGCCAUCCCUGGUGUCCCAUGAUUUUUGGCUUUUCAGUGUAACCGAGCAAUAAGCCUUGUAAUGUGAACAUAGCCUGAGACUGAAGACUCUAGCUUUGGGUUUUAUGAGCAGUUUUGGUCGGUAUUGUCCCUCUAGGAACACAACUAUUAAUUUCUGCACGUGGUUUUGGUCCUUUUAAGCCAUUUCCUUAAUGUUUCCAGAUCCAAGCCCCCCAGUGUCAUCACUCCACCCUCAGCCCCGUACCCUCAUCCUGCAUCUUCUGUUCUUCUGCUCUCAUCUUUACACACCAAACCCUUAGCAGCCAUUACAGUGAUGUUUCAUUCUCAGGCCAUCAUCCUGACGUUGCACGUUGCUCUGUAGUGUCACAGUGUGUUUCAGGCUUGUCUCCAGCUGUACCGCUCAGACAUACAUGGCUGUAACUGUGUCGAGUCUCUGGGAUCUUCUGGUUCUUUCACAGCCAUAAAUAUGUGACCGUAUUUCAUGAGCUAUGUUCAGACUGCAGGCUGUAAACUGGAUGUGUUUCUUCAAUCAGAUCUGUUGAGAUGACUGUCUGUACUGUUUUUUGAAGGCUUAGGUGCUCUUCUUGGACCACAGAAGUAUGUAAGGGUGUUCCAAGUGGUCCAGUGGUCCAUAGUGCUGCCACUAUGAUCUGAAGUUUGCUGGUUAAAAUCCAGCUCGUGCUGCUCGCUCAGCCAUCAGCAGCCAGAGUCUGAGAGAGAGAACAACUGGUAUACAAAAAUUUGUACGUAGCUGGGCGUGGUGGUCUGUAUUGAUAUCUUGGCAGCGAAAAACACAGGUGCACCACUGACUGAAUAAAACCCUGACAACAGUCAUCAGUCAGACGUUCAUUCAGACGUUAUCUUGGCAACACAGGCCCGUCCCCAACUUGCAUGCACCCCCUUAUUACACACACAAGGAUGCACAGCAGUGCACAAACCCAACAUUUACAUCAAUAACAUUGAUGUUCCUGUAAAUGAGAUGCCGGCGCACCUUUACAGCGUGAACGAGCAGAUCAUUUUUCUCUGCUGAGAAGUAUUGGGCACAUCCAGGUAGCUGCACCAUUAAAAUAGCAAUUUGCCAAAGUAAGAGCGCACCUGUCUCUUAAAGGGAAAGGGAAGUGACACGCUAAUUGGUUUAUUUUAUGCAUUGUACCCAAAACACACCCAUAAUUAAUUAGAAGAAUUAGUCUAUUGUGUCAAUUGUGCGUUUUGAGCCAUGCAAGGUGUACGAAAGCAAAGAUAUAAGUCAGGCCCUAAGUAAGGUGCCUGGUUGGUUUAUAGAUCACUAAAAUAGGGCCCUUUAUGUGGUUUCUGGUUGUCCAUAUUGUAAACCUGUAAAUCUGGAUUAAAUCUUAAUACACCAAAAGUCUGAUUUUAUGUAGUUUCUGACUUUCUAGACUUUCAAAACUCAAUCUGGAUUCAAUUUAGAUUUGACUGUAAUUUGAUUCCAUGUGGUUCCUGACUUUCUAGAGUAUCAAAAAUCUUUCUGGAUUAAAUAUUUUUACACCAGAAAUUGUAGAGAUUGUAUGUGGAUUCUGGUUGUCCUGAGUUUUAAAAAUCAAACCCAGUUUUCCAGUGGACUGAGGUGCUGCCACUAUGAUCUGAAGAUUACUGGUUCGAAUCCAUCUGCCAUCAGCAGCCGGAGUCUGAGAGAGCACAGCUGGUGUUCAAAUGUUUUUACUCUGAUGGGCGUGGUGGUCUGGAAAUGAGGUGCGUUCAGGUAAAUUUUAGGUGUUUUGCAAAAAUCAAACUGUGUACAAUCUAGAUAUACCAAAGCAGUCUGAACAUAGCCAUCUCAUAUUCUGUCUGAUAACUACACAGAUUCCCCAGAACCACUGCAGAAUUGUGUUUUGGAUUGAGACAAAUAGAAAUGUCACCCGAAUCACAGCAGCUUCUCUGCUACGUGAAUUUACGCGACUCCAGUCAUCAGAGCUUCAACAGUUAGGACAGUUCUGUGCCUGAUACAGCUCAGUUCAUUGUUUAUUUUGUUGUUGUUGUUUUUAAUCACAAGAUGAUCUUUCUCUCUGUCCUUUGGGCUCCUGAAUGAGCCUGUCCUAUGAUGCUCCUCAUGUUCCUCAGCUUCUCCUCAUGUUUUCAUGAAGGACUGCUCUCCCUGAAUGCAUGUGAUCUUGUAGAAGUGUGUAAAUAGGUGUCUGUGUUAGGAGAUUUCUGUAUGUGUGUAUGUUUGUAUGUAUAUGCAUGACGGUCUAUAGGUCGGUACAGUCGGUACAGACGGAGUGUUGGCAGGCGUAGAGGAGGCGGCUGAAUCCAAUACACGUUCGCCAGCUCUCAGCUCCUCCUGCAGCCUCUGACUAAAGCCAUAUUAGUCUGCACAGACUACCGUACCGAAAGAACACAGCCGUGCGUUUUCUACUCCUUUAACAGCGAGAACUACUGUUAGGUUGUGUGGAGGGACGACGUUCACCCACUCCCUCCUCCUCCUUUUGCACUGAAAUGCUCAUCCUCAUGUACAUAGAAAGACUAAAAGAAAGAGAGAGAGAGAAAGAUGGAGAUAGAGGGAGGAGGGAUCCACACGCUAGUACAAUGUCUCCACCUGGUGGUGCAGGUAUGAAUGGAUCUUAACUAACAAGGAUUUCCAAGGCAUUUAUCCCCCAUGUUGUCUUUUUUCUUUGUCUGAAGCAGAUUUUACACGUUAGCUCGUAGCAUUCGAUUACACGAAACCCAGGGGGAGUAAACAGGGCACUGUACCAUAUGUGUUUGCAUAUGUCGGAAUAUUUUGUUUACCACAUCAUUAGCUGUGGGCUAAAUGUACAUACACUCUAGUCUUGAUCUAGAACAUUUUGAUCAAUAUUUUUUUGGAUUAGCAUUGAUUUAGAUUAAUUGCUUGAUUAAUUUUUACAUUUUAGAUGAUCUUUACUGAAAACGGAACUGAAAACGUUUUGUUUUUUUUCAGACAUUCUCAUCAUUUCUCUGUGUGAAAAUGUUUGAGGGACAUGAUUAAAUGAGGAAAAGGAGAUGAAAAACUGAGCCAAUGACUCAUAUAAUGACAAUAAUAUUUACAGUAAUAAUGAUAAUAAUAAUAAUAAUAAUAAUAAUAGUGAUUUAAAAUGUUGCAAGAAAAAAAAGCAAGCUGUUCUACAGACCUCUAAGAUGCUUUGCAUGCAGAGUCCUUUUCAAAUCACACAAUAGCAAUUUAUGUUAUUUAGGUCAUUAUUGAGGUCUUGUCUCUUUAAUUCAAUAAUUACAAGUUGUCCAGGCUCGGAGUCAGCCAAGCAACAUUAAACCUUGAUGCUCCCUCCACCAUGCUUCACAGUUCCGAUGAGGUUUUGGUGUUAGUGUCUUUUUGUCUGUCUGUAGAACAUCUUCUCAGAGAGAAGAGAACCCUUUGCAAGUACCAUGAUUUCAUAGUGGCUACUAAUUAAUGUGGUCUGGUCAUUAUCAAAGUCACAGUUAUAGACAAAUACGAAUCUAAUUAAUUAUAUAAUAACGCUGAGAGUGCUGUCGUCUUCAUGCCUUUUAUUGAGUAAACAGAGUAAGCAUCCACAGCACAGGCUAGAUAAAGUGAAUAAGCAAACUCUUUAAAAGUACCUUCAAAGUUCCUGUAAUGAUUGUUAUCUGUCUGUUAUCGAGGUCACAAUUACAGACAAACACAACCUGCACAAUUAAUAUCAUACAAAAAGCUGUACUUCCUUGUCUUCUAGUGAGCACAUGAAGCAAAUAUCUGCAUUGCAGGCUAGAAAAAAUAAGUGAAUCUCUAGAUCCGCCUUUAGUAGCAACCCAACAAACAAUUUAUGGUUAGUAUAAUGUUUUCUGAAUGUUACAGUUAGCGUCCUUUGGCGUUCUAUCUGUGAAGUUUUUUUUUGAUGUUCUCAGAAUGUUUUUAUUUAACGUUAUUAAACGUUCUGGUAACGUUGAUGCAACUUCACUUGUGUAAAUGUUUUAAACUUUUAGUUUUGGAAAUGUCACUCUUAAUCUUUCCAUAAGGAGGUCAGUUAUUAGUUUCUAGCUGGGAAUGUUAUCUAAGAAAUGUUCUAAUGUCCUAAUGCAAAUAAUUUUUAUAUCACAUGUCAGAAUGUUCGUGGAACAUUAUUUCUGUAGUGUUACAGGCAAAACCUUCCUGGAACCUUUUCACAACAUUGCUAGAUGUUUUUAGAAUGCUCUCUGUUAGCUGGGAAUUAUGUCCUCCAAAGAUUUCCUGUACCUACAGAAAUUAUUUUCACAUUUACGCUCAGUUUAAUCGUUCAUUUAAUCAGCUGAACUAAAAUAUAAGAACUUCAUAAAUAAAACAAUAAAUAUUAAAUGGUAAGAGCAUUAGAAAAACAAACCAACAAUAAAAUAUUUAAUUAAGAAAAAAUUAAAUAGUUCAGAAUAAAAGGAUACGUGGACAGGCAAAAUGUGGUGCUGCCACUGUGAUCUGAAGAUUGCUAAUUCAAAUCCAUCUUGUGCUGCUCGGCCAUCAGCAGCCGGAGUCUGAGAGAGCACAGUUUGUAUUCAAAUGUUUUUACUCCGACGAUCGUUGUGGUCUGGAAAGAAAUUACAGGUGUUGCAAAAAUCAAACUGUGUACAAUCUAGAUAUGCCAAAGCAGUCUGAACAUAGCCAUCUCAUAUUCUGUCUGAUAACUACACAGAUUCCCCAGAACCACUGCAGAAUUGUAUUUUGAAUUGAGGCAAAUAGAAAUGUCCUCCAAAGAUUUCCUGUACCUGCAGAAAUUAUUUUCAUAUUUACACUUUUUCAUAUUUACACAUUUAAUCGUUCAUUUAAUCAGCUGAACUAAAAUAUAAGAACUUCAUAAAUAAAACAAUAAAUAUUAAAUGGUAAGAGCAUUAGAAAAACAAACCAACAAUAAAAUAUUUAAUUAAGAAAAAAUUAAAUAGUUCAGAAUAAAAGGAUACGUGGACAGGCAAAAUGUAAUGCAAAAAACAAUGAAAUAAAUAGAAUAGAAUAAUACAAUAUAAACGCAAAUAAAGAAAUAAAAGACUAAAAAAUGAGUAGCUUAAGUAGCACUACAAUUAUGAAGAAAGUAAGUGAGAGAAAUAAAAUACAACUCAAAAUAUAAGAUAGAAUAAAUAAAAUAACAAAAUAAAUUAAAUAAAAAGAGAAUAAAAUAAAUAAAAGGAUAAAAUGAACAAAAUAAAUAAGAAGGCUAAAAGGUAAAACAGACAAAUUCAAAUAAAACAGUUAUAAUCUGUCUGAAGGUUGUUAGAAACUUUAUGAUAUGACAGUGACUUGGAAUAUUUUCAGUCCACAUUUGUGGUAUUAUUAUUAUUAUGGUAGUUCCAAAGGGUUGCAACAGUUUCUUGCAAUUUUAACAGAUUUUUUUUAAUGGGAAUAUGUUUGUGGAACAGCAUGUGGUUUGAUAUUUGACUGCUGCAUUAGGAAAUGUGUAGAAUCACUGAAUUGCCGAAAAUGAAUCCACAGCACUCACCUACACCCCACCAAAUACCAACAAAAAAUUUGCAUGCAGUAUCUAGCCAGAUAGAAUUUAGAUGAUAGAAAUUCUUAUACAAUGCCCUAGAUUAUUCUGUAAAUAUAAAAACCUGUAUAGAAAAAUGCAUUUAUGCAAUAAAGGAUUUUUUAUAAUAUC
This is a messenger RNA of Astyanax mexicanus (Mexican tetra), 9159 nucleotides long. It is a transcript of the gene caln1, whose product is annotated as calneuron 1. Lineage: Eukaryota; Metazoa; Chordata; Actinopteri; Characiformes; Acestrorhamphidae. The record is from RefSeq and is a predicted model, not a curated record. The transcript is spliced from 6 exons. Gene Ontology annotation, molecular function: calcium ion binding. The coding region runs from base 467 to 1255 and encodes 262 amino acids.